Messenger RNA from Ordospora colligata OC4, 1041 nucleotides. RefSeq lists its product as uncharacterized. The record is from RefSeq and is a predicted model, not a curated record. Bases 1 to 1041 code for a protein of 346 amino acids. The transcript has a single exon. Lineage: Eukaryota; Fungi; Microsporidia; Ordosporidae. Gene Ontology annotation, molecular function: protein binding.
AUGGAUACUGUUUUAGUGAGACUGAUUGAUAGGAUACGUCCAGAGAUUGAGCAUGAUUCUCUUCAUGUUGAGAGAAGAUUUACAGCAGAAGAUAUCAAAAGAUAUCUGAAAACAGUUCUUGGGAUGGAAGGUAAAUACAGACUUUACAUUGCUGGAAUACCAUUUGAAGGGAGCAUUGAUAGUAAUAUAGUUGCAAGAGAACUUGAAGUUGAGAAAGGGGUGACUGUUGAGUAUGAAAUUGAUUAUCAAAGCACACCGGAUGUGUGUGUUGAUCUUGAUGAUACAGUGAUGUUUCUGAAAGUUGCUGAUGAGAAUUUGAAGAUAUGGUGCUGCACUUACAGCGGAAUUUUGAAUAUUUACUCGUGUAUUGAUAAGAUGAUUUAUCAGGAAGCAACAGUGGAAUGUCGUGGGAUAAGAGGAAUGGCGGUUGGAGAUAGAUUGCUAGCAUAUGAUAGUGAAGGGAAGAUUAUUAGAAUUGAUGAUGCCAAUAUAUUGCUUGAAAUUGCAGAAGAUGUGACAAGUAUGACAUUCAAAGGAGAUGUGAUUUUCAUUGGGACAUAUAAUGGAGGAUGCUAUGUGUAUGAUCAAGAGCUUAAAAAGGUGAAUGAGUUCAAAACCAAGGUUGUGUUUGUAUCAGUAAGUGAGGAUACAGUAGAGUUUGUGUGUAUUGAUGGAAAUACGUAUGAAUGGCAUUUUAACGGAGAAUGCAAGAAAUACAAACUUGGUUAUAAUGUUACUGCAGUUGACAUGAAAGGAAAUACAAAGGUUAUUGGAACUUCUUCCUCAGGCAUGCUUGUUAUGAACAAUAAUCAAAAGUCGUUUAUAAAAACAAGUAUUAGAUUGAGCACUGCACUGGCGAUAGGAACUCAUGAUAUAGUAGCGCAGGCAUCGCAAUAUACAGUCUCUAUUGUAAACAUAGGUAGUGGAGAAGAGAUACGAAGGAUUGCAGUAGAUAAAUGUAUUAUAGGUGUUGGCUGGGUUAAAAACAUGCUGGUUAUAGCAUGUGGAUCUAGUAUCCGUGGAUAUUUUAUAAAUUAUUGA